ACAACCUGGCUUCGUCUCCUUGGCCUCUUGCAGUUCUGAAGACCUCUCCAGUUUGGUGGCGAUCGGUUUUCCUCGUCUCAGACCCCAACCUUUCUGCAUUUCAGCGGCUCCGUUCAGGAGCUCCUGUCAUCCCUUUCUUUUCUCCAGUGACCUUUCUCUCUCGUUCUGCAGCUCGUCCUCAAACUCCUACAGUUCAAUUCAAGCAUCACAACCCGCCCAGUCAUUUCCAAUAACUGAAGCCAAAGUUUGAACCCCUUCAUAAAGCAGCUUGCACUCAGCUUGCUAAACCAGCAAAAACAUGAUUAACAGUGAAAUGAGAUGGUCACCAGCUGCAGUUGCUAUUCCAUCAGAAGAAGAUAUGAGAAGUGAAACUGUUAUAAACUUAGAGAGGAGUGGUUAUUCUGAGGAUAUUUCCAUGAAAAGCCUAUCAGCAAGAAGCAGUGAAAAUAGGAAGAAAAGGAAGUUGGAUAAUCAAAAAUCAAAUGAGAAACAAGUUCAAGGCAAGAAGGCAAAACUGGGGACUGCAAUCUACAUGCAGAAGCAGUUAGAUUGCCUUAUUAAUGCAGUUGAAAGUUAUUGCAGGAUUGAUGCACCAGAAUGUAGCAGCACUUCAGAGUGCAUUACUUUAUUGCGUGGCCUACCCGGUGUUGAACCAUGUAACGAGCCCUUUAAAUUAAGCAGUCGCUUAUUUCUGAAACAUGAAUACAGAGAGAUGUUUCUGGCUAUAAAGAACCCAGAUGUGAAGCUUUACUGGCUUAAGGAACAGCUAAAAUUAAAAGGAUGGGCAUGUAGCAUUGCAGAAUGCAUGACUUUAUUGAGUAGCCUUCCUGGUGUUGAACCAUGUGACGAGUUGUAUAUGUUAGGUACCCGUUUGUUUAUGAAACGAGAAUACAAAGAGAUGUCUGAUGCUCUGAAGAACUCAGACGUACAGCUUGACUGGCUAAAGGAAGAAUUGAAAAAGGAGGCUAAGGCUACUCAAAAGAAGUGAUAAAUGUACAUAUUUCUGUUGUUCCUUGGGUUCGACAUGGUGGUAAUGCUCCCUAUAACGUGAUUCAAAGUCUUAAUUGUAUGUUUUUGGGUAUUGUUUGAUGUUACCGUGAUGUAUUGAUGCUCAACUCCUUUUUUUCGGCCUUCGAUUAUUAACUUCUUAGUUAAAGAUUUUCCCUUUAAUGAAUAAAUUAUAUUAUU
This is a messenger RNA of Rubroshorea leprosula, 1188 nucleotides long. The record is from the annotation of a GenBank genome assembly. Lineage: Eukaryota; Viridiplantae; Streptophyta; Magnoliopsida; Malvales; Dipterocarpaceae.